Molecule: messenger RNA, 3487 nt
Organism: Brachypodium distachyon (stiff brome)
Lineage: Eukaryota; Viridiplantae; Streptophyta; Magnoliopsida; Poales; Poaceae
Product: vasodilator-stimulated phosphoprotein-like
Exons: 5
Coding region: 447-1760 (437 amino acids)
Source: RefSeq, a predicted model, not a curated record
GUUGCAGCUGCAGCAGUAGAAUUAUUUUCCAUACUUUUUUUUUAGGCCGCAUCUCAUCUUUUAUCCCAGACUCAUCCACCCGAAAAGAAAUUACUCCGUAUCUUCUAGCCCUAGAACGGAGGCCGCCGCCGUCGCCUCCACCAUCGGCUCCAGCAUUAGCACUCUCCUCUGGCAACCGAUGCAUGUCUUCCUCCUCCUACAGCCGGCGUCCUUUUCCAAAGGCGCUAACUUUCUUUGUCUUCUAACAGGCUGAGACCACCGGUGGCGCUAGGUAUGCUUCCCCACGGCGCACCCCGCCCUGAGCCCCUAGAGUCAGGAGGGAUUCGAAGGCCCCAUGAUGCGGGCCUGCUGUCCGCUUCCUCUUCUGUGCUCUCCUCUGCUCCCAUCCGGCGACCCACAAAAGUAUUCAUUCUGCAAGCAAGAAGCUCAUAAACGAAAGCGAAGAUAUGGUGAUCCACUAUAUGUAUACUUCCGAUGGUAGAGCGCUUCUGGGGACAACGCUCUGGCCGGAGCCGGCAAGAGGGAGAGAACAGACACUGCACCCGCCGCGUCUAGCAAGAAGCCGCUCACCCGGGCCAGUGCCAGUGCCAACCAGGCCCGCACGCGGGCCACCGACGCCGCCACUACGCCCGCCACCGACCCCGUCCCAGAGGAGGAGGAGCCCGCAGCAGCCUGCGGGGGACAGUCCGGCAGCAGAAGCCGGGACGGAGGGGGACAAGCCUCCCCCCACAAGCACAGCGACCCCGCAAGGUCCCGAUGCGCCCACCACAGGGGCGGACGACACCGUGAUCCACCUCACCUCUGACGCCGAGGACGGAGCGCUGAGGGACGAGCCGGAGGUGGCCCCUACGCCAAGCCCCGCCGCCCGAGAUACGAUGGUGGUGGCACCUACCGUUGCUACCGGAGUGGGGCUCGACGGUGCGUCCCCGGCCCCGCCGGCCGGAGGCGCGGACCGCUCAGCAGGAGGCGACUCUUGCCGAGGGCGUGGACCCCCACCAGACCCGCAACCCACUGGCGCGAGGGUAGAGGAAGACGUGGCCGGGGAGCAGCAGGCGGCUCCCCUGCAAGGGGACGAUGCUCCUCCCGGCCAAACCAUGGCGGCGGGGGUCUCGUCAUCGUCCGUCGCUACCUCCAGCCCAAACCUCGGCAUCCUUGCCGGGGCGACUUGUGACCCAAUCACCUGGAACCCAAGUAUCUACGAUCAGGGGCACCAGUUCCUUGACGCCAUCAAGGAGCAGCAACUGGCGUUCGUCACCUCGUUCAACAAGGUGAGGGAGCACCACGAGCUCGUGAAGGGCCAGCUGGGCGAAGUGCGGCGGGAUGUCGAGAGGGAGCGGCAGGAGCUCUCCCGGCUAAGGGAGGAGACCCACCUGGCUCGGCUGGCCCGGGACGAGGCCGCAACGCCGGUCAUCCCCGAGGCAGAGCUCCAACGGCAACUGGAGGCCCAACGCACCGAGCACCAGCAACUACUAGACUCAUUGGCCGCGGCGCGGGAGAAGGCCAACAAGGAGCACGAGGAGGUGCUCGCAACAGCUCAAGCUCGCCUCAACGAGAAGAGCGAGCAGGUCAGCAGCUACUCCUCCCAGAUCCAGGUGCUGCGCACGAAGCUGGAGAGCAAGCCAUGGCCGCGGAGGACGCAGCAGCGGCGUCGGCGCUGCGAGAGAAGGAGCUCAAUUCCGCCAAGGAAAAGAGCGCCCAUCUCGAGUCCGAAUUGUCCGUCGCCCGGGGUGAGCUCGUCAAGAUGGGCGAGGACAAUGUGAGCAAGGCCAAGGAGAUCGCGCGGCUCGCGGAACUCCUCCGCAAGGCCAAGCAUGCGGUGGCGCUGGCGCGCGGCAACCACGACAAGUUGGCGGAACAGCGGCGGAGGGAGACCGAGAAGCUGCACGAGAUCGCCCAGGCCGUACGCGAGCUGCUGCCAAGGUUCGAGCUGCAAGCCGCGAAGGUGGACGGUACGGACGUCAGCACCCUGAUCCCGUUCUUCUCCGACAUGGUGGGGAAGCUCGGGGCGCUGGACGUGUGGAUCUCCAAGUUCUGCGACGGGGAGAUAGCGUCGUGCGCCAGGCAGAUCGCCAAGAGAUCCUCCCCCGGGUGCACUACCACCACCUCGACUUCCCCUUCGAGAUGCUGCUGGACGCGUGGUCGGACAGCGAGGACGGCCCCUCCCACACCAGGGCGGUAAGCAGGUUCGUCGAAGAAGUGGUGGAGCGGAUGCAGAGGAAGCCGGAGCCGGAGCCCCCAGCGGAAGCCCCCGGCAACCAGCCGUCUUAGUCCCCUGCAAGCUUUGUUUUCAUUUUGCUUCUUGCAAGUGGCGCUUGGCGCCGUUGAACAAUUAUGGUUUUAUUAGUCCAUGUAAUCAUUUGCGACUUUUAGGAAUCUUGCUUUCUGGUUCUACUUGGUACUUGUUCUUGAAAUUGACUCGUGGGGUGGGUCUUCCCGUCCCCGUGUGUUGCGCUUUGUGUUGCCGGGGACUCGCACGCUUCCCACUUAACCAGACCAGGGACCCGGGAUAGACCCGCGGUGCCAACCUGGGGCCAAGUGGCAGCGGCGAGCCACUCCGCUUGCAGGUUAGCUACCCCCAAGCACGCGCCUACGGGACGGACCCGCAAGCCGCAUGAGGAGCACACUCCCCCCGCAAGCGUCCUUCUAACACUCCAACCACACGCAAGACCCGACCCACACCAACGAGCCAGCGUUGAGUACUAGAAAGCUAGGCGCCUAGGAUAAUGCACUUAGCUGUCUGUUCUCAUGUCGAGCAUAUCAGUUCUGUACUUGGAACGCCUGAUGGAGGGGUGCGGCAGGGGCGCUGUGGCAGUGCACCCAUCGGCGCUGAGCACUGAUGGCAUGCACCCUCACAGCGUCUCCGCGGCAACCCUCGCCUUGGAACCGCCUGCUGGAGGGAUGCAGCAAGGGCACGGUGGUAGUGCACCCAUCGGUGCUGAGCACGGAUGGCAUGCGCCACCACCGUGUCUCUGCGGCCUCCCUCGCCUCUGUAGCCAUCUCCUUAGCUUUGCUCUGAGUUGCUUCGUGGCCACCAUGCCCUUUUUAGGCACGGCGAAGAAUCCUACCGCCGCGCGCGCCGAGCUACCACGGCACCCGUGGCGACACCCUCUUGCGGUAAGAACCUUGAAGCGGUCACCAUGCACCAGUGGCUCCCUGCUAGACAACACGGCCCGUGAGUACUCCACGAGCAUCACAGUGUGUCCGACCUCUAUCCUUAUCCUGCAUGUCAGAUUCUUACCAAGCCCGAGAUGCUGCAAAAAAAAUUCGAAAUGCACGAAAAACCGGUACAGCACAGACAUCCCUCCUGCCUCCCAGCCCCCGGGCAUAGAAGGGUCGAUACCAAACUUGGGUGUGAGCACUCUUCCAUUCCCAAGACGCAGCUACUGCGUGGUGUGCGUUGAGGGGAACCCGGCAACGGCACGACCCCGUGCCGGAGUGAUCCGGCAACAGGAUUUUCGUUUCCGAGGCUCCGGCAGCCCCCUGCUCA